This is a messenger RNA of Entrophospora candida, 204 nucleotides long. Lineage: Eukaryota; Fungi; Glomeromycota; Glomeromycetes; Entrophosporales; Entrophosporaceae. The record is from the annotation of a GenBank genome assembly.
AUGACAGGCAUAUCGCCUAAAAUAUUAAAUUUAGGCAAAGAUGGCAACAAAGAUGAAUAUUUAAAACAAAUUAAAGAAGCCGAGGAAUAUCAAAGAUUAUUAAUGUUGGAAAAUAAUAUCACAAGUUAUGAUAGUAUGAUUCAUAAUGAUGCAAUUUACACAAGUAGAGAACUUAAAUUAAAUCUUGAAAAUGUUUGGAAUUAG